Messenger RNA from Quercus lobata, 858 nucleotides. RefSeq lists its product as uncharacterized. The transcript has a single exon. Bases 1 to 858 code for a protein of 285 amino acids. NCBI's taxonomy places the organism in Eukaryota, Viridiplantae, Streptophyta, Magnoliopsida, Fagales, Fagaceae. The record is from RefSeq and is a predicted model, not a curated record.
AUGGGAGAAGACCCUAUGAAGCGCAACCAAAGUCUUUACUACCAGUACCACCAAGUGCGAGGGCACACCACUGAAGAUUGCAAGACAUUGUGGAGUCAUUUGAAGCAGUUGGUUAAAAUUGGGAAGUUAAAGCAAUUCCUAUAUCAGCCCAAUAGGCAUAGUAGUCAGGCAGGGUUGGGGGCUCAGAGAGACGCUUCUAUAAGACCAUCUUUAGGUAUAGUUAAAGUCAUUCUUGUUACUCUAGAGAGAACUAGUUCUCAGCCAUCAAGGGUGCUAUCAAUAGCUCAGCCAUUUAUUGAAGACUUACCCCCUAAUUCGAAGAGGAGUAGAGUGGAGGUCCGACUAGAUUUGAGCUUCUCCGAUGAGGACAAAGUUGGAACCUUGCAGCCAAACGAUGAUGUCCUGGUGGUUACUCUCAGGAUAGGAGAGUAUGAUGUGAAGAGGGUGCUGGUAGAUCAGGGCAGCAGUGCAGAGAUCAUGUAUCUUGACCUAUUUAGGGGACUGAAGCUGAGGCCCGAGGAUCUAACCUACUAUGACUCCCCUCUGAUAGGGUUUGAUGGGAAGAUUGUUUUCCGGAAGGACCAAAUUAGACUGCCUAUUCAGGCAAGGUCAGAAGUCAUGGAAGUGAAUUCCAUCGUAGUAGAUGCCUACUCUCCCUAUACUACUAUUGUGGCAAGACCUUGGCUUCGUGCCCUGGGAGCCGUGUCUUCCACCCUUCACUUGAAAGUGAAGUACCCAUCAGGGGACCAAGUCGAGGAGCUGGUCAAAAGCCAGUCUAUGACUAGACAAUGUUUGGUGGCUGCAAUUAGACAUCAGGCUGGAGGCGAACCCUCGAGAUUUGCCAAGCAGGAUUUAUAG